Molecule: messenger RNA, 1611 nt
Organism: Vollenhovia emeryi
Lineage: Eukaryota; Metazoa; Arthropoda; Insecta; Hymenoptera; Formicidae
Product: disks large 1 tumor suppressor protein-like
Exons: 8
Coding region: 631-1596 (321 amino acids)
Biological process (GO): chemical synaptic transmission
Cellular component (GO): neuron projection; postsynaptic density membrane; neuromuscular junction
Molecular function (GO): protein binding
Source: RefSeq, a predicted model, not a curated record
CGUUGAUUCGCGGUCGAAAGAGAGCACGGAGAGAGAGAGAACCAGCAACAACGUCGCGCCAGCUGGUCCCAGAGAUCGCGCGUCAUCUCGCCCUCGCUCCACCUCUCUCGCCCUCGCUCUCUGUUCCUCCCUUUUGGUCCACGGCCGCUGUCCUCCCGCGGCCCGCGAUCGAUUCACCCCCGCGAUCGCGAUCGACCGCGGGCGCAUCCGGGACGUUCGCCGAUCCGCGCCGAUCAUCGACGAGAGUGCAUCGCGACGAGACACCGCUCCUCGGCGACGGCCGCGUCCUUCCGCAGCGGAACCGCAGCGGCGUUACGUCACCGUUCCGUCAUUCCGCGCUGCGGAGGAACAGGUGCGCGUCUCGCGGGGUGUCCGUCUCGCGAGUGCGCGGCCAGUGCGAGCGGAUCGAGCGGGACGAGCGCGGCCGUCUGCGUUCGUUGAGAUAGAUCGCCGCCGGGAGAAAACUCGGACAUGGUGAACGAGACAUUAGUCGGCGUGCACCUGUUUGUUGGCGAAACCGAGUGCGUUAUCGACGUGGACGCGUGUAAAACUGGAUGCGCGAGACGCUACCCUCGCUGAUGCAAGCCUCGAUGAUGAGACGGGGAGAGCGAAGUGCUCUAGGAACGGGGGAUGCGGUUGAAAUGGGAGGUGCGUACCGUCGUACUGAAUAAAGGCUCCUCUGGCCUGGGCUUCAACAUCGUCGGCGGUGAAGAUGGCGAAGGCAUCUUCAUCUCGUUCAUUCUAGCCGGAGGUCCGGCCGAUCUCAGCGGUGAGCUACGCAGAGGCGAUCAGAUAUUGAGCGUUAAUGGUAUCAAUCUCCGAACAGCCACCCACGAGGAAGCCGCCGCGGCUCUCAAGGGUACCGGUCAAACAGUGACAAUCGUGGUGCAAUACAAACCGGAGGACUAUAAUAGAUUCGAGGCGAAGAUCCAGGAUCUUAAACAGCAAAUCUCGCAACAGAAUGUGAUGACAGGCACCCUCAUGAGGACCUCCCAGAAGAAAUCACUCUACGUGAGAGCGUUGUUCGAUUACGACCCCAACAAAGACGACGGUCUGCCGAGCCGCGGCUUGGCGUUCCGUUACGGCGAGAUCCUGCACGUGACGAACGCCAGCGACGACGAAUGGUGGCAGGCGAGAAGAGUCACCCCGCAGGGCGAGGAAGAGGGUCUGGGCAUAAUACCCUCGCGCAGGCGAUGGGAGCGUAAGCAGCGUGCCAGAGACCGCUCCGUCAAGUUCCAGGGGCACAUGCCGGUCAUUCUUGAUAAGCAAUCGACAUUAGACCGGAAGAAGAAGAACUUCUCGUUUAGCAGGAAGUUCCCAUUCAUGAAGAGUAAAGACGACAAAUCCGAGGAUGGCUCCGAUCAGGAACGAACGCCCACCACACCCGAGAAUGAGAACGAUCCCACCCCAUUCAUGCUGUGCUACACCCAGGACGACACUAACACUGAAGAUUUGUCUUGCGCCGCAGGGAGUAAAGAAAUUUUGUAUCGCGUUCAGCUGCCGUAUAUGGAGGAACUCACGUUAGUUUAUCUGGAAAAGGAGGGCGACGGGCCCAAUGACGAGCUUAGUAAGUCGCAGCCGAGAGCAAAUGUGUGAACCGUAGCGUGGGCG